AAGAGGAAAUGGACGAAAGGAUCGCAACAAUACGUGCAUUUUCUGAUUCGACAACUGUACGCUUAUUUAUCGAUGACCUACAAGGCGAUUUUGGUUGCUAUUCAUGUUUUGACGAUCAUAACCGAGAUUGUACGUCUUUAUCUUGGUUAUUACGGAAAUAUUGCUGAAAAGAUCCCAGCAUUGUCCGGAUUUUGGAUAACAACGGUGAUUUUACAACUGCCGAUGGUUAUAUUUUUGAGUGUUAAUGAGGACAUCGUUCCACUUCCUCUCGAGCGUACCGUCUACGCCAUUCACGUUGUUUUUCUGAUUGCUCAGGUUUGA
Messenger RNA from Anisakis simplex (herring worm), 321 nucleotides. The record is from the annotation of a GenBank genome assembly. NCBI's taxonomy places the organism in Eukaryota, Metazoa, Nematoda, Chromadorea, Rhabditida, Anisakidae.